Molecule: messenger RNA, 5205 nt
Organism: Harmonia axyridis
Lineage: Eukaryota; Metazoa; Arthropoda; Insecta; Coleoptera; Coccinellidae
Product: putative leucine-rich repeat-containing protein DDB_G0290503
Exons: 6
Coding region: 130-4737 (1535 amino acids)
Biological process (GO): Golgi vesicle transport
Cellular component (GO): Golgi apparatus
Molecular function (GO): small GTPase binding
Source: RefSeq, a predicted model, not a curated record
AUCAGUGCUAUAAUAAGAAGCAUAUAUUUUUCAAAUUUAAAUCAGUCAUGUCUUUCGCCAUCUGUGAACAAAGUAACUAAACAAAAAUUUCGUAGCUUGCAGAUAUCACUAAAAAAUGAUGAAUUAAUUAUGGAGUUUUCUACAAUGUUCAAAAAAUUGAAAGAAAAAGUUAUAGACUCUCAAACGUCGCAGAGAUUCCAGCAAAUCACCCAAUCAGUGAGUGAUAAGUUUCAAAAUUUGGAAAAGGAUGAUAACUUUUUCUCACUGACAGAAGAUGAUAAUGCUCUGAAUUCUUCUACUUCGACGUCUUUGGAACCUGGGUUUUCAAAUAUUUCACUAACAUCUACCCCUCAAGAAAACAUAAAUAGACAACGAAAAACCUCAAUAUCUUCGAUGACUAGUGAAGCAUCUUUUCUUCCAAGAUAUGAUUCAGUAUCUAGUAUUUAUCAUCUUCAGUCUGAUUUGGAUGUAUCUGCUAGCGAAAUGGAGGAUAAUAUAUCAACGGCAUCUUCUCAAAUGGGACAUCUUUCUAAGGAACAAAUUUAUUCAGCUUUUCAAAAGUCUCAAAUGAGAUAUCACAAAUAUAGAGGCAGAUUCACAGAUUUGUCUAACCAUUAUAAAAAUCUAGAAAGGGAGUUCAAUAAAUUGAAGACUGAAUUGGAAAAAAAUCAAGAAAGAUCCUUCAGAAGAGUGAAAGAAUUGAAGGAGCAAUGUGAAUUAGAACAGAAAGCAAAAGCACAUCUUGAAAGUAGUUUAAGAGUGGAUUUGGAUGAAAAAGAAUAUCAGAUAGGUACACUCAAAGAAAAAAUAAACAUCUUACAAAAUAAUUCUAAUAUGAACGUAGAUAUUGAACAAUUAACCAAAAAUUUAAAUGAAACAAAACAAGAAAAUGAAAAUUUGAAUACUACGAAUCAAGAAAUUAAAGCUAAGCUAAUUAUUUUGCAAAGCAAGGAAGAUGAAUAUAAGGAAAAAAUAAAAAAAUUAUUAGAAGAAAUGGUAAAAUUAAAGGAAGAAGAAAAAGAAAACAAUUUGAAACUGGCAGAGAGUAAGAUGAUGAUCCACAAUGAAAUGUUAAGCAAGGAGAGAGAACUCAGUGAUUUACGAUUGGAAAAUGAAAAUUUGAAGAAGAAUUUGGAAAUUGAGUCUAAAAAUAAUGCUAGCACAAAAUUGGAACAACUACAGAAUCAAAAUAAAAAUCUUAUUGAAAAGGUUGAAGUUUUGUCUCAGAAAUGUCAAGGACUAAAUAAUGAAGUUCUUAAACUAGAACAGUACAAACUUGAAAUACAGAAUUUGAAAACAAAAAUCAGUGAAGAAAAAUCUGCCCACGAUAUAGAGAUCAUUCGACUGACUGAAGAAAACAAGGAAUUGAAAGAAAAAUUCUUCAAGGAAAGGCAAGAACAAGUGAACAUCAUUGACAAUUUAGAAACAAUGUUGUUCAAAAAUAAAGAAACUUAUGAAUUAGAAAUUGAUAAUUUGAAAAAAAAAAUUGAGGAUUCCUCAUCUGAAUUAGAACAUUCAAAAAAAAAUUAUGAAGAUCAGAUUGAAAAGCUACGAGAGGAAGCUAAACAAGGUAUAAUAUCUCUACAAGAGAAAAUGAGAGUCAAAUUUGAAGAAGAAUUCAAAAUUAAAGAAAUAUCAAUCAAAGAAGAAUUAGAGGAAAAUUUGUUGUCCUCUCUAGGAGUUGAAGCUUUACAAAAUAAAAUUGUAACAUUAGAGAAAGAAAGGAACAACAUAAUGCACAAAAUGGAUGCACUUAAAGAAGAAUUUGAAAAAUUAUCAGAAUACAGUAACAAUGAUAAGAAGAUAAUUGAGGAAUUCAACGAAAACUUGAGAAUUAAUCAACAAAUUGUUGCAGAAUAUAAAGAAAAAGAGAAAGAUUUGCAGGAAAACUGUGGAGCAUUGAUGAGUGAAAAAAAAAACUUAGAAAAUAUUAUCCAGAGUCUAAGGGAAGAACUAACAAAAAACAAAAUAGAAUCAGAGACUAAAAAUGCAAUACUGAGUGAACAUAAAGAUUUACUUCUUGAAUAUGACAGAAUGAAAGGAGAAUAUGAAAAUUUAAUGAAACAAAAUGAAGAAAAGCAAAAAUUAGCAGAGAAUUCUUAUAUAGAAAAUCAACUUUAUGAAAACAAGGAAGAAUUAAUUAAAUUAGAACAAGAAAAAGAAAUUUUAGGGAACACUUGUAGUGAACUUCAAGAAAAAAUAAAAAUAUUGGAGAUGAAACUAGAGGGAGAUGAAUGCUGUAAACAAGAAUGUAAGAUGUUAGAUCUUAAAUUGAAGGAAUUGUUGAAGGAAAAUGAAUAUUUGGAGAGAAAAUCUAAUGAAAUGGAAAAGAGAUUCAAUGAAAUGAGGGAGUACUUACAAAAAAAAGAAGAAGAAUUUAAUGAAGUGAAGUCACUUUUUGAAAAUCUAAAAGCAAGUUCAUCUGAAGAAAUUAAAAAGUUGAAUAAUUUAGUUGAAACUCUAACACAAACAGAAGUAAAUACAAAAGAAAAAUUAGCAGAUAAAGAAAGAAAUUUAGAAGAUUUAAUAAAAGAAGUUGAGGUGAAAAUACAAUAUAUAAAGAACUUGGAGGAGAAUUACAAACUUUUAGACAAGAAUGAAAAAGAUUUGAAAAAAGAAAUUGAAAAGUAUAAAUCAGAAAAUGACUCAAAAUCGAAAGCAUUUGAAAUACUAGAAAAUGACUACAAUGAAAUUCAGAAAUUAUAUUCAACUGAAAAGAAAGAUAUAAUGAAACAGCUCAAUAUUUUAAAGCAAGUAGAAAAAAAUUAUUACAGCUUGUUAGAUGAAAAUGAAAAUUUGAAGGAACAAAUAUCAGAAAUAGCUAUUCUACAAGAGAAAUUGAAAAGUUUGAGUGAAGUAGAGAAAGAAAAAAUUGACUUGAAAGAAAACAUAAAUGAGAUGGAAAAAAAAAUUGCAAUUAUAGAAUCUCUGAAUAAAGAAUAUGAGACAAAGUUAGAAUAUUUGGAAGAAUCGAAGGAAGAAAUCAAUAAGUUGGAAACUGAAAAAAAGCAAUUAUUUGAAGAAAUUGCUGUUUUGAAGGAAAUCAAAGAAGAAAAGAAUGCUGCUCAGAAAGAAUUGAGUGAUAUGAAGAAUAUAUUGCAGGUUGUUGAAAAUAAAUAUGGAAUAGUACAAUUAGAAUUUGAUAAUUUUAAAGAUAUAGCAGAUUUAGAAAAGAAAGAUUUAUUGAAUAAAUAUGAACAGUUAGAUAAAAAGUACAAAGAACUUUCUGAUGGAAAAAAUGAAGUUAUUCAAACAAUUCAAAAUGACUAUCAAAGAAUUCAACAAAAUUAUGAUCUCCUUGAAAAUAGCAUACAAUCUGAGAAAGAAGAAUUAAACUUGAAACUUAUCAGUAUUGAAAACAAAUACAAAGAAGUUUGCCUAGAAAAGAAUGAUUAUCUCCAGAAUAUAUCACAAUUAGAACAAGAAAAACUAGAACUUACUCAAAAACUUGAUAAAAUCUUGGAGGAAACUGAUAAAAAUGAUAAAAUGAGAGAAGAUAUGAUAAUUGACAAAGAAAAAUUUAAAUCAAAACUUUCUGAAAUUGAAAUUUCAAAACAAAAACUGGAUAGUUUAUUGGAAUUGAAUUGUCAAGAGAAUAAUGAAAUGAAGGAAGAAAUUUCAAAACUAAAGGAAACAAUAAAUACAAUAAAUAAAGAAAAACAGAACUUACAGGAAUCUUAUGCAAAAGUGAAUGAUUUAAAUAGCAAACACAAACAAUUACAAAUAGAAUUUAAUGAAUCAAAUAAUAUUUUGAAUAAAUUGAAAGCAGAGAAUGAAAUUUUGAACCAAAAUAAUAAACAAAUAAGUUCAGACUAUAAAAAUAUUUUGGAAGAGAAUAACAAACUUAUUGCUGAAAUAGAGGAAUUCAAAUUGAAUCUAGAGAACUAUAGUGUAGUAAAAGUAAAAUUAGAAGAAGACAAAAUCAAGAUCAAUAUCGAGAAAAAAGAAUUGCUGAGUAGAUUAGAAAAAAUAAUAGAAGAAAACAACCAGCUCAAAAAAGAAAAUUAUGACCUUAGAGAAAACAAAAUAAACAAAGAGAACAAUGAAGUUGAGUUAUUAGAUGUACAACAAAGUUACUAUAAGAUGAAAACAAAACAUGAUGAAUUAUGCUUGGAAAAUAGAGAACUCAAUAAAAAAAUUGAAAAAUUGACUAAAAAUAUUGAAAGUUUUAAGGAAGAAAAAAGAAAAUAUGAAAAUUCGAUAAGAGAGUUGGAGAGACAUCAAAGCGAGCUCAUGAAUGAAAAGUUACUUCUCAAAGAAGAAAUUGAAGAGCUUAAGACUUCUCCUUUGAAUCUUACCAGUGCCAAAGCCUCUAGUUGUGAAAAAAUCAAUAAUUUUAAUAUAUUCAAACAUAAUAGCAUUAUGGAUAACCAUGAAAGCAAGGAAAUUGAGCAGAUGGAGGAAAAGUUAACACAAUUGAAAUCUUUAGAUAUAACCAACAAGGCAACUAUUGAAUUUUAUGAAAAUGAGGUACAAAAGUUGAAGACAAAUAAUGAGAAAUUGAACAGGAGAUUGGAUGAAACACUAGUAACCCUUAACCAUUGUAGUGAAUUAUCGCAAUCGACUGAGUUGGAAUACUUGAAGAAUGUGUUGUAUAAUUACAUGCUUGGAAAAGAAGGACCAGUUCUAGCCAAAGUAAUAGCAACUGUGUGUAAAUUUGAUCAUGAACAGACUGAAGAGAUUCUGAAGAAGGAACAUCAAAAGCAGACAUUGCUUGCUAAACUUGGACUACUUUAAUUAAACAUAACAGCAAUGCCAUUUGGUGUCAUGACUUAGUAAAAGGCUUGUUUUUGAAGACUGUCUACCCAAAAAUAUUGCCUCUUGUUCGAGAUAGAUAAUUCUGGAUGUGUAAAUUACCCCUUAACAUUCCUUAAACUUUUGGAUAAGAAAGAGACAUUUGCAAAUUGACAGAAGCCUUAAAAUUACUUAAAGUAAAAUGCAGGGAUUUUAAAGAACAACUUCCUUGGCAUACCCCUCAUUGGGAAAUUUGAUAUUUUGUAUUUUUUUACAAUAUCGCAAUAAUUGUUGAACUAUAAGUAUUUAAUGUGAUUUUUGUUUUUUGAAUUAUGUAAUAAUAGGAUUAUUGGUUACUAAAUCAGACUAAAUAUUUAUUUCGUGUUUGUGUAGCUUAGGUGUUUUGUAAAUUAUAUCUUAAAGUUGUUGCACUUUUUACCCAAAUUGUUAUAAUAAAAUAAUUUUAAUCAA